AUGGAACAUUUGGCAGAUCUCAAAGCGAAAGCAAAUAAGACUCUGGCUGAGCAAGCGCAGCAGCAUUUACCUGUACAGUCACAGUCCUAUCGUCGGACCACUCGACCUGACUUGAAGCAGCUUGGCCACCUUCUGACCGUAGCACACGACUCUGCAAAGCAGGCUGAUAUCUUCGAAACGUAUCGCCGACCGGACUUCGCAUACACAGAGUUCUUGGUCGCUUCUGAAAUCAUCCUGAACCUCGUACCACGACACAAGGAAUACCCGACACUCCAAGCCGAUAGGGGAAGGUUUCACAGACUGUACAGGGAACUCACAAAGAAAAUAGGUUCCGACCAGGAGCGAUAUGCCAAGAUUAGAGAGAUAAUCGUCAAUGAUAACAUACGAAAUGGCACCCGGCCAGGAGAUGCCGGCCCGCCCACAAUGCCACAUACUGCUUCCAACAUUCAAUCAAACCCUUCCAACCGGUACUCUAUGCCUCCAUCAUCGAAUGGCUAUGAAGCGCAAGGCUCCUCUUCGCAAACCUCACUCGACAUUCGACCAGGCUCGGCUGCAGGUCGCUCUACUCCGGGCGAUUCUUAUGUAGCAUUCAAGCCGCGGCCACCAGUGAACCCGAAACCUCAAAGUCUCCAUGGUCGGGCACUCACAAACGGGGCUGCAAAUGCUGAUGCUCUAGCGGAGCGCUUUGCUAGAUUAAGAGCAACCCCAAAAGCGGAAUCAGCAGCCAACAUGCCCGCAACUGGCACUAUCUCGACAAACACUUCAUGGGAUCUAUCAGUGAAGAUGCCUUCGCCAACUGAAUAUCAAAUUUCAGGCGAUGUAUUGCCCCGGCCUAUGGGGCCCCGAGACCUACCAACCGCUCCCUCCGCGCCUCCUCACCCCCCAAAGAUACCCCUUAUCACGAAUUUUACGGCUUCAAUGCCAAAGGCGCCCAGUCCAACAUACAGUCCCGCGAGAAACAUGGCAACUCCAGCCAGCAUAGACCCGCCCAGGAGUACCGCCAGAAGUAUGGUAGGUACCGGAGGUCGUAGUAAUUCUAUGGCGUCAAAUGCAUCUGCUCAAGCCCCCAACAAUAAUGGCUCGGCAGACUCGUACUUUCCAGCCCAAGCAGCACCAAAAACAAAUGGACAUACCCGCCGCGUGUCGCUGGGUAUACCAAAUGAAAGCCAUAUUGAUGCCGAGAGGCUCUUCGAUUACAAUCGCAUGUACAAUGUGCUACUGAUCGAUGUUCGUAAUCGUGAAGACUUUGACGAUGGCCACAUCUUUGCGCAACAAGUCAUGUGCAUAGAACCGACUACCUUGAAACCCAACAUGUCCGCCGAGCAAUUGCAGGAUUCUCUGGUCCUCUCCCCUGAAAAUGAACUGUACUGGUUCGAACAAAGGAACGAAUUCGACUUGGUAGUCUUCUAUGAUCAGGCCACGAGAGACACGAGUUUUCUUGAUCGACCAGUGCGGAAUGAAGAAGAGGAGGUGCUGAAGAACUUGUAUGAAUCGCUGACCGAAUUCAACUUUGAUCGACCUCUGAGUCGACCACCCAUUAUGCUAAGAGGAGGACUCGAUGCAUGGGCAGACUUGAUAGGUACCAACGCGUUGGCAACUUCACGAACGACCGCAGUCGUGUCUCAACAACAAAAAUCCAAUCGACCAAUCCGCCGCAUGCCUGCAAAGCGGAAUAUCUCGAUGAAUUUGCAGAAGAAGCGCCAUAGAGACUUUACCACCCUAGAUCCCGAAGAGGAGCAAAAGUGGCUUGAAAAGGCCAGAAUUGAAAGAGCGGAACUGGAAAACAGGAAUAUCCCCGAAGAGGAAGCCGACUAUGAAGGUGAUUCUGACCCUCAGAUAUAUCGUUCCACCGCAGACUUCCUCAGACGCUUUCCAGAGCCGGCAGCGCUUGACCAACAAUCAAUGGUGUAUCCGCCGCGGCGCCAGGCUUCUGAGUCUGCAUACAUACAACCUAGUAUUCCUCCGGUACCAUCCAGGCCAGCUCCGUCUGUACCUCGAGUCAGUUACAGUGGUGUACAUGAACGGGAAUCAUCUCAACAGACAGGAUCGAGCCGCACAGCUCACCUUGCAGCGUAUAUACCGCCCAGUCGUAACCCUCGUUAUCGUCUCCCUAAGACUGGACUCGUCAAUUUUGGUGUUACAUGCUACAUGAAUUCGACGGUUCAAUGUCUGAACGCAACUAUGCCUUUGACAGGUGUUUUCCUUGACAAUCGAUACCAAAGGUUGAUUGAGCGAGACAACUGGAAGGGGUCCAAAGGACUCAUGUCGGAACAUUACGCUACAUUGAUAAAGAAUCUCUGGCAGGGCGACGUCCGCGCCCUUCGCCCGACUAGCUUACGGAAACUUUGCGGCCGCUUCAAUGCCGAAUGGUCCCGUGACCAGCAGCAAGACGCCAAAGAAUUCCUCGAAUUCCUCCUCGAUAUCCUCCAUGAAGAUAUGAAUCGGCAAUGGUCCCAUCCCCCACUCAAAGCUCUCACAGAGCGCGAUGAGGCCUACCGCGAACGUCUCCCCAAACUUUAUGCCGCACAAGUCGAGUGGAUGCGCUACUCAAUGCGCGACAAAUCCAUCAUUUCGGACUUCUUCGCCGGCCAGCAUGCCUCGCGUCUUCGCUGCGCGACUUGCGCCCACACCUCGACUACGUUCGAAGCCUUCUACUCGCUCUCCGUCGAGAUACCACGGGAUCACCCCUCCGACAUCCGUGACUGCCUGCGCUCCUAUUGCAAGGAAGAGCGCCUCAGCGGUGACGAAGUGUGGAAAUGCCCGCAGUGUAAGACUGAGCGCGAGGCCAGUAAACAGAUCACGCUAUCUCGCGCGCCGCAAUACCUCAUCCUGCACUUCAAGCGCUUCAGCGCCAGUCACGACGAGCGAGCGCGAAAAGUUCGCACACCAAUCGAGUUUCCCCUCACCGGUCUCGACCUUUCGCCAUACAUGCUUCCACCCCCGACGCCUGCCGAGGAAGCUGUUAUCGCACAGCAGCAAGACGGCGCAAACCAACUUGCGAAGCUAAAGGCUGACGUCAGCAUGAACGGGCCGUAUAUAUACAAUGCGUAUGCAGUCAUCCGGCAUAUUGGACAGACAAUCAGUAGCGGGCAUUACAUUGCGUGUGUUAAAGACAGUGUUAAGGGUGUAUGGCGCCAGUUCAACGACGAGCGCGUCACGGACUUUAUGCCAGAGGACCUGAGGGCCAACGAGAGGCUGCAAAACGAACAGGCGUAUAUCGUGUUUUAUGAGCGGGAUCUGACCGCCGCUGUGGCUAAGAGGUGA
Molecule: messenger RNA, 3264 nt
Organism: Pseudovirgaria hyperparasitica
Lineage: Eukaryota; Fungi; Ascomycota; Dothideomycetes; Acrospermales; Acrospermaceae
Product: cysteine proteinase
Exons: 3
Coding region: 1-3264 (1087 amino acids)
Biological process (GO): protein deubiquitination
Cellular component (GO): cytoplasm
Molecular function (GO): cysteine-type deubiquitinase activity
Source: RefSeq, a predicted model, not a curated record